Molecule: messenger RNA, 3159 nt
Organism: Melospiza georgiana
Lineage: Eukaryota; Metazoa; Chordata; Aves; Passeriformes; Passerellidae
Gene: DNA2
Product: DNA replication helicase/nuclease 2
Exons: 21
Coding region: 1-3159 (1052 amino acids)
Biological process (GO): replication fork reversal
Cellular component (GO): cytoplasm
Molecular function (GO): single-stranded DNA helicase activity; 5'-flap endonuclease activity
Source: RefSeq, a predicted model, not a curated record
AUGGGCUGUGAGGGCAGGCGGGACGGGGCUGUUGAGGACCGGCGGGACGGGGCUGUUGAGGGCCGGCGGGAUGUGCUUUUUCAGAUGAAAGUGGCUGACUCGCCUGAUGCGAUCCUGAGGAAUGGGCUGAACAACAGAUACCGUGUGCUGGAGGUCAGCGUGAUCCAGAGGAAUGGAAGUGACCCUGAGAAGCACCUGACAAUUACAGCCUCCCCCUCACGGGAAAGUACAGAGCUGUGCAUCCUUAGGAAUGGCUGGGAGUCUGUCCCCGUGGUUCCAGGGGACAUUGUUCACUUGGAAGGGGAGUGCAGCUGUGGCACGUGGGUGGUCGGUGCCCAGAGUGGGUACCUGGUGCUGUACCCAGACCUGCUGCUCUCGGGCACCGCCAUCUCCAGCAGCAUCCGCUGCAUGAGGAGGGCAGUGCUGAGCGAACGCUUCAGGGGCUCUGAACCAGGCUCGCCCCAAAUGCUCGUUGGGACAAUUCUUCAUGACAUCUUCCAGCAGUCAGUCACCAACGACCUGGCACCAGAAAAGGUGCAAGAGCUAGCAAAUAAAAUUGUGUAUGGACAGAAGUACCUCAAGGAAAUGUAUCUCUUAAAUGUGAAACAAGCACAAAUAAUGCAAGAAAUAGAAGAAUAUUUGCCAUCGUUUUUUAAGUGGGCAGAAGACUUCAUGCACAAUCCAGCAAACCAAAACAAAAUGCAACUAAAACUGUCAAAUGGUGGGAAAACAGAAGAUGUAUCUUCUAAGAUAGAGGUUGUAGAUAUCCUGGACAUUGAGGAGAACAUCUGGUCUCCCAGGUUUGGGCUGAAGGGCAAGAUUGAUGUUACAGCCAGGGUGAAAAUCCACUGCCAGGCUGGAGUGCAGUCUCGGGUAAUGCCUUUGGAGCUCAAGUCUGGCAAGGAAUCCAACUCCAUUGAGCACAGGAGUCAGGUUAUUCUGUACACAUUGCUGAGCUUAGAGCGGAGGGCAGAUCCUGAAGCUGGAUUUCUUCUUUAUCUGAAAACUGGAACGAUGUAUCCUGUGUCUGCAGCUCGCAUGGACCGGAGAGAAUUAAUGAAGUUGAGAAAUCAUGUGGCCUUCUACUUAACACACAGUACCUAUAAACCUGAUGUGGGAAGGCAGAAUUCACAGCUUGCUGCUUUGCCUCCUGUGAUUGAUGACAGUCAAACAUGUAAAUACUGUUCACAAAUGCACAACUGCUUUCUAUACAGCAGGGCCGUGGAGCAGAAGAUGCCCAGUGUGGCCUUUCCUGCAGCUUUGGUGCCUGCCAUUGACAGAGAGACCCAGCACCUGAAACCCUCCCACCUGGAGUAUUUCAGCCUCUGGUAUCUGAUGUUGACCUUGGAGCUGCAAAGUGGAGAGCAUAAAAAGGGAUACAAAAAUAUAUGGAUGACACCUUCUUUGGAAAGAGAGAAGGCUGGAGACUGUGUUGGAAACAUGGUCAGAGUUGAUGAAGUCCAUGAAGUUUCUGAGGGACAGUAUCUGCAUUUUUUCCAGCGUAGAAACGGUGCCAUACCUGGGACAAACCUGUUGGUUGGUGAUCGAGUGGUUGUGAGUGGAGAGGAAAAGGGUUUGCUUGGUUUGGCUACUGGCUAUGUUAGAGAAGCCAGUGGAACAAAAGUCUCCUGUUUGUUGGGCAGGAAUUUGUCCAACCUCCCCAAGAACACUGUAUUCAGGUUGGAUCAUGAUGAAGGAGAUGUUGGUACAGGAGUCCCUUUUAAAAAUCUUUCUAAAUUGAUGAAAGAUUGCCCAGUCAGUGAAAGGCUCCGCAACCUGAUCAUUGAUUUCCAGAAACCAUGUUUUAUUCAGCACUUGAGCUCUGUCCUUCCUCCUGAAGCAAAGGAAACUGUUGCAAAUAUUUUAAAAGGUCUAAAUAAGCCUCAGAAACAGGCAAUGAAGCAAGUGCUGCUUUCAAAGGACUACACACUUAUUGUGGGCAUGCCUGGAACAGGAAAAACAACUACAAUAUGUGCUCUAGUGAGAAUUCUUUCUGCUUGUGGCUUUAGUGUCCUCCUGACCAGUUUUACACACACAGCUGUGGACAAUGUCCUGCUGAAGUUGGCCAAAUUCAAAGUUGGUUUCUUGCGCUUGGGCCGAGCUCAGAAGGUUCACCCAGACAUUCAGAAAUAUACAGAAGAAGAAAUCUGCAGGUCCAGAUCAAUUAAGUCUGUAACAGAUUUGGAAGAGGUCUAUAAUAGUCAGCCAGUGGUAGCAACCUCUUGCAUGGGAGUGAAUCACCCCAUCUUUGCUCAGAAGCAAUUUGACUUCUGCAUUGUUGAUGAAGCUUCCCAAAUCAGCCAGCUCGUCUGCCUGGGCCCACUGUUCUGCUCCAAAAGGUUUGUGCUGGUGGGGGAUCAUCAGCAGCUGCCUCCUCUUGUGCUGAAUGCAGAAGCAAGAGAUCUUGGCAUGAGUGAAAGCCUAUUUAAAAGGCUGGAACAAAACCAAAAUGCUGUUGUCCAAUUAACUGUGCAAUACAGGAUGAAUAGUAAGAUUAUGUCAUUGAGUAACAUGCUGGUCUAUGAAGGCAAACUGGAAUGUGGCUCAGAGAAGGUGUCAAAUGCCACUGUUAACUUGCCCAACCUAAAGAAAUUGAAACUGGACCUUGGGGAUGCUUCUAAGUCAUGGCUGAAAGAAGUCCUUGAUCCAGACACAGCUGUGUGUUUUCUGAACACAGAGAAGGUCCCAGCACCAGAACAUGCAGAAAAAGGUGGCAUAAGCAAUGUGACAGAAGCUAAAAUAGUGCUUUUCCUCACAUCCUUAUUUAUUAAGGCUGGCUGUAAGCCCUCAGACAUUGGCAUCAUCUCACCCUACAGACAUCAGUUAAAAACAAUCACUGACUUGAUGGCAAAAUGGAAGGAGAACAGAGUGGAAGUGAACACAGUUGACAAAUACCAAGGAAGAGACAAAAGUAUCAUAAUUGUGUCCUUUGUUAGGAACAGCAUUGAUGAAAAUCUGGGCUCCCUGCUGAAGGACUGGCGCCGCCUGAACGUGGCCAUCACCAGAGCCAAGCACAAGCUGGUCAUGGUGGGCUGUGUUCCCUCCCUGAGCUGCUAUCCUCCCCUGGAGAAGCUCCUCUGCCACUUGCAGUCCCAGGCAAUGAUCUUGAAUCUUCCAGUCGGGGCUCACGAAAGUAUCCACAAGUGUAACAUCUUAUGA